AUGGAUUCCAUGAAGGGACAAGGAGGGAUUCAGAUGCUGUUGACUGCGGAACAAGAGGCUCAACAGAUCAUUUCGAGUGCUAAGAAUCUGAAAAACACGAGAUUGAAACAAGCGAAGGAAGAAGCGGAAAAGGAUGUCGCAACAUAUCGAUCACAUCUAGAGGCUGAGUACCAGAAGAGGAUUGCUGAGACGGGCGGGGCGUCUGGAGCAAAUGUACAAAGGCUCGAAGAAGAAACAGACAUGAAAAUCCAGAACUUGAAAGGAUCGGCUUCGACAGUCUCCGAGGAUAUAACUGGGAUGUUGAUCAAGUACGUUACAACAGUGAAGGUGUAA
Eucalyptus grandis is the source of this 333-nucleotide messenger RNA. Its product is annotated as V-type proton ATPase subunit G 1. The record is from RefSeq and is a predicted model, not a curated record. The coding region runs from base 1 to 333 and encodes 110 amino acids. Gene Ontology annotation, biological process: proton transmembrane transport. NCBI's taxonomy places the organism in Eukaryota, Viridiplantae, Streptophyta, Magnoliopsida, Myrtales, Myrtaceae. Gene Ontology annotation, molecular function: proton-transporting ATPase activity, rotational mechanism. Gene Ontology annotation, cellular component: vacuolar proton-transporting V-type ATPase complex. The transcript is spliced from 3 exons.